This is a messenger RNA of Penicillium waksmanii, 747 nucleotides long. Its product is annotated as mitochondrial 37S ribosomal protein mS41. The transcript has a single exon. The coding region runs from base 1 to 747 and encodes 248 amino acids. Lineage: Eukaryota; Fungi; Ascomycota; Eurotiomycetes; Eurotiales; Aspergillaceae. The record is from RefSeq and is a predicted model, not a curated record. Gene Ontology annotation, cellular component: mitochondrion.
AUGGCGAUGCGCAACCCCGUUCUCCGAGGCCUAUCCUCCUCUCGAAUCCUUCAAACAGCCAGCAUCUCCCGACAAACCAUUCGCCCUCUCUCUCAAAAGGUGGUCCCAUCCGUGCCAUCGCCAACCCCCUUCGUCCCCGAUGUCCCGACAUUCCUCACUCUGAUCGGCCGCGAAAUGUCCAAACACUCAAGCAAGAUCACUUCAUGGGAACAACUCUUCGCCUCCAGCUCCGACCAACUCCGCAGCCUUGGAAUUGAAAAUUCCCGACAGCGCAGAUAUCUCAUUCGCAAGCGCGAGAAGUUCCGCAACGGUCUACAUGGUCCCGGUGGAGAUCUGGAACACGUCGUGGACGGCGUUGCUCAAUUGCGGGUAGUUGAAAUUCCCGCUUCAGCACCAGCGCCGGCGGCAAAUGCCUCCUCCAAGGACGGCAAGGGCAAGACCGAGUCUUCCGCACCAAUCGUCCCCAAGACAAAGAAAGUCGUCGUGAACCUCACCCCCGACGCAACCGAAUACACGCACCAAGUCUCCAAAGCCCUGAAGAAAUUCGCACACAUGAAGGUCCAGCGCGGCAAUAAGAUCAUGGGACCCUUCUUGCAGCCGAUGAAGGGGACGCACGGUACUGCUGCCACUAUCACUGUUCAGGAGGGUAUGUGGGAGGAUAAGCGUGGACAUAAGGUUGAUGGUGGUGAGCGACGACAGAAGGAGGUUCGGGCGAAGCUUAGACUUGAGGAACGGAGAAAGGCAUAG